Molecule: messenger RNA, 5177 nt
Organism: Sclerotinia trifoliorum
Lineage: Eukaryota; Fungi; Ascomycota; Leotiomycetes; Helotiales; Sclerotiniaceae
Source: the annotation of a GenBank genome assembly
ACAAUAAACUUCGUGAAUUCAGACUCAGUCCAGGAAAUAUGAUUUAAUUGUUUUCUUGCAGCAUUUUCCUGUCUAGUUGAGUUCCUCGGUAUAUAUAUACGUUGGCUUCAUUCCUUUGUGGAAGGCUAACCGCGUCCUGCUGCAGUCCCUUUCCCUUCCUUUGUAUGGAACCAACUGACUGUCAUUAUCUACUGAAGGCUCAUCAAUUUUAUUGACUAAAGGGCUGUCGGAGAGUUAUACUAAGUGCCAUUGCCGAUAUUUGAUAGAGAACAGAAACAAUUAGACAAUACCUCCAAAUAUCAUCAUACAUUUUUGGCAUUCUACGAGGUAACCUUUCGACAUAUGAUCAAGUCCUUGUGGUAGAUAUCUUUCCACAAGGUUAGCCAUGUCCUCAUAUUCAAAAUACUUAAAGUGAAUGCUGAGCAACUUUUUAGGAAUUGAGACUUCAAUUCGACAAACAACAGGUCAAGAUCCUGUUCGGGGUAUCCAAGUCUUGUUGAAAUAUAUGGAGACUACCGCUCCUUAGCUACAAACGGGGAUCAUCACUCGAUACACUGUCGAAGUCUUUAAUUCUAGUAAUUAUUAGCUUGAGUGCCUUGCAAGUAAUGCCUCAAUCGGGUAACUUCAGUAGGGAUCAAUCAAUCUCUACUGAUAACUCCAAACUUGUGCACCAACAAAUUUUAGCCCAGCAGCCCGACCUCGAUCAAGCACCAUCUUCAGACGUUGACAGUGCAACACCGCCUCCACCUCAAAAGAGCAAAAUCUCCAUCUAUCCACCAGAGCUCAUCUAUCCCAAGUCACGGUACUUUGGCUACAUUCCCCCGUUGCCAACAAGCAAAGAGUAUCAGGCAUGUGCGGCUCUAUUACAGGAGUUUAAAAACGAAAAUUCGGUGAGGUCACCGUCGACACAGGAAGAUUUUGUGGAAUUCGAGUUGACCGAUUUCUCAAUUUACAUGCCUGAUACCCCUCUCUAUGGGCAUGAACUGCGGGCCCUUCAAGAUCUCGCAAGCAAGGCCAGCCAUUCAUGCUUGCUAUUCGACGGAAUCCUCAGUGUUGGAAACUUACGCCAUUACGUUCAAGGUGUACCAUUCAAAAUAUGUUCUAUAGGAAACUAUGGUGAAGAAGUUGACGACGUUGAUGGUGCUAUCUGGCUUCAGUCUGAUCUGAACGCAAGGGCAAAUAUUUACUAUCGGCUACGAAGACCGAACCCAGAAUAUUCUCGUUUUCACCUUGGCUUUUUAUGGUUGUCGAGUCUGGCGAAGCAUUUUGUUGAUUAUUCUCUGGCAAGUCAAAAGCAAAAGAAAAAGGUAUCAAUCCGCAACUUCCGGACAGAAUUUGCGCAAUGGUGUAGGAAAGUCCACGCAGAAUCAUCAAAGUUCCAAUCUUGGUAUCUCGAAUAUGGCCGAGAUGAUUUCAGACAAGCCGUCUCGGCAAACAUUAACUUUCUGUUUAAGGAAUCGAUUGGUGUCACGGAAAAGCUUCGCUCAUUGGACAUCUGGAAGGAAGUCAUGGAAAAGUCAAGCAUCAAGCAACAUCCAAUAGUAGAGAAUAUGACGAUUGUCACACCCUAUGUCUACGAUUGUUUCAGCCAUUUGAGAUUUGGACACUUGCUCAAACCUCUGAUACCAACUGUAUUUUCGAAAAAUACACAAGGAUCAGAGGUGCAUUCACCACUAUCACUUUCGCCUAGGAGAUCACGCAUUACUUGUGAUACCGACUCUUCGAUGAAGUAUCAAUCUACGUCUUUCUCUGGUGCCAAAGAUAGCCUUGGGGUUGAAAUAAACAAAUGGGAAGCAGCCAAACGACAAAAAAUGCUUGAUGCUAUCAAAGUAGGGGAUGUAUUAUCAGUUACCAAGGAUGGCUCGGAUUCUGUUUGGAAAGAUGAGACAAGCCGGUGGAAAGUAGAAGACCAUUGUUGGUAUCUAUACGUACAAACCAAGCAUACAAGUCCCCGUGGUAAAUACUCUUUUGGUGGAAUUUGGCUCUACAAGCCUUCAGACACUAGUUGUGCAAAAAUGAAGUAUCCAUAUUCCAAGGAGUUGUUCUUUAGCGAUAAUUGUACUUGCGGGUCUGCUCACUCUCGGAUACCGCAGGAAGAAGUCAUUGGUACUGUCUUCGUCGUUUGGCAUGGUUUACCAUCAGAGACGGAUAUUUUCAUUCGCCAAACUUAUUUGAACAAUGAGAACUUUGUAACAUUAACAGAUUCACACAAAAUAUGUAAGCAUCUACGAAUGUCCGAGGAUGAUUCCUCACUUUCAUCCAUGAUCAUUGGUCGCUUUCCUAUUGGACAGACAAUACUUGCAUUACCACCUCGGCGCAGAUCGGAGAAUGGUCUCGAGCCUUAUGAGGUUGUGAAAUACGAUGAGGAAAGCUCUAAGUUAUACGUCACGUUGAGGAGACUUGUAAGAAGAUCAGAGUUUGAGAAAGCUGUGUCCUGUCGACCAAAUGAGCUUAUAUACACUGAUAUAACAGACAAGAUGUCAGCUGCUAAGCUCGAGAAAACAUGCUUGGUACGAUUUUAUACCGAAGAGCAAGUCUUAGCUGGCGAUAUUCCAGCACCUUAUUGUAGGAAUGGAGGCUCAAAUGCUUUUAUCAUCACGAAACGGCUACGGGAGGAUGACCAGAAAUUAAUACCAAUAGAGAACGACACGCCCCAAUGUCUCAUUCAAGGGUUUGAUCCUGAAGCACCACUGGAACGGAGGGUUUUGAACGGGCUCGAUCUCUUCUGUGGUGGUGGCAAUUUUGGUCGCGGCUUGGAAGAAGGUGGAGCAGUACAUAACAAAUGGGCUGUUGAUUUAUUCUCAGCGGCAGUACAAACAUAUUCUACUAAUUUGAAAGAACCGGACGGAACUGACAUGUUCUUUGGUUCAGUUAACGAUUUAUUAGUCCAGGCUUUUGAAGGCAACCCGCGAAAAUUCAAAAUUCCUUCACCAGGUGAUGUUGAUGUUAUCUUGGCGGGUAGUCCUUGUCAAGGUUUUAGCAGAAUGAAUAUGAAUAAGGGCAAUGAUCAAAGCCUGCGGAACCAAUCACUCAUCGCGUCUGUCGCGGCUUAUAUUGAUUUCUAUCGGCCAAAGUAUGGAUUGUUAGAAAAUGUCUUGACUAUGGCUCAAAAAGGCUUGGGACGUGAGGAGGAUAUUCUUUCCCAACUCAUAUGCACCAUUGUUGGUCUUGGGUACCAAGUACAGCUUUUCUUACUUGAUUCAUGGAGUUUUGGUAGCUCCCAAGCACGAAGUCGAAUAUUUGUCUCAUUCACUGCCCCUGGUUUCGUUCCACUCAAGCAUCCCGAACUUUCACAUUCACAUCCUCCUCACGUUGGUGAACGUGGACUGGGUAAAUUGGCAAAUGGACAAUCUUUUGGUACCCGAAUUCAUUGCCCCACUCCUUUCAACUACCUCACCGCCGAAGACUCCGUAGCUGAUCUUCCUUACAUUGGAGAUGGAGCGACGUCUCAAUGUACAAAGUAUCCAGAUCAUGUCCCACCACAAACUUUGUCUAAAAUGUAUAAAUUCCAAGUUUCUUGCAUACCGACCCACCCAAGAGGUAUGAAUUUUUCGAAGACGUGGAAUGACGGAAAUGGCAUUAUGACCAAAGAAGAACGAAACAUUUUCCCAUAUUUGACCAAGUCUGGGAAAGUUCGAGAAAGCGUUAGGCCAGGCUCCAGGGCCUGGGGAAGGAUCGAUCCUCGUAAAUUAUUUCCAACCAUCCUGGUAACGAUGAACUUGGAGGAUUCCCGUAUGGGAAUGAGUUUACAUUGGGAUCAGCAUCGACGCUUGACAAUUAUGGAAGUUCGGCGUGCACAAAGCUUUCCGGACGAUGAGGUGUUAAUAGGAACAAGAGGAGAACAAAUGAAAAUAAUCGGGAAUAGUGUUGAUAGGUCUGUUUCCAUGGCAUUGGGUAUUUCUCUACGCAACGCUUGGCUUGAGUGUGCCCCGGAAGAUGAUAGUCAGAGGACACUUGUGAAAACUCAAUCAUCUGUGACAGUGAUGGAACCUUUACACGAGAUUCCAAACAGUUCAACCUCUGUAGCUAUCGAAGUUGUUUUGAGUCAACGGUCAAAGGCUAUGCCACAUAUUGUCGGAACUCUAAGUAGCGUGUCGGAUGGCAUUGUAACAUCAACUCCCACAUCAUCAGACUCAAUAAGCUCAAAUUUGUCCGGUUUUGACGAAUCGAGUUCAUCCGAAAGUAUUAAAAAUUUGCGAGACGCCUUAUCUAGGAUACAAAAGAGGAGACGUUUGGUCCAUUCUGACGACGAGUCUUCUCGCAAAUCUCCAAGAUUGAGCCCAGAAAUUAAUCUUCCAUCAAAAGCAAUAAAGCCUUUUGCGAGAUCGAUACGCAAUUCCAGUCAAGCAUCAGGGCUCCAUUCCACAAGACGUCCGGCUCCAAGAAGUAACUUCACACAAAAAGUUGUUAGAGUCAGACCAGAGCAGGCCUCUCCUGACCAAGGCAAACCCUUCAUCACAAACGAUAGUGAAACUGAGAGCGAAAAUACCAUAUGGGUAGAAUCCGGACCACGCACCUCGAAUCUUUUAUACCGAACUUCCCACUUUCACAAAUCUACACCCAAAACCGGUAACCUCAAAAGUCCCUCAACAAGGUCUUCUCACCACAAAAAAUUUCCACAUGUCAUCGAUCUCACAGAAUCUGAUAGUGAAGGUUAUGUUAGUAACAUCUCUUCAACUUUACCACAAUCCUCAUUCAAAGUUAUGAUUCCAAUGCCCAGCUUUAGCACUAAAUUGGAAGAAGAAAAUAAUACUAUUUCAUCUAGCUUUCCAUCUCGCGACCAAAAAGUAGAAGGGAAUAGACACAGAUCUGCAUCGAAGGGAAAAUAUGUCCCAGUUGAUAAUAGCCAAUUCAAUGCGUAUGCACAAACUAAUCGCAUGAUGAGAAACAUGGGUAGAUAAUCCAAAAGUGGGGAAUGAGUGCAAACGGAGUUAAGAUUUUCGGGCAAUAGCAGGAGAGUUGAUGGAUUGGUGAGGGUGAGGCAAGGGGAGGAUGUGUGAUGAGUACGAGAUUGAGCUGGGAUGCGUACUGUGUGAGAUUUUGGAUGUAAGGUUUGAAUUUGUAUGUGUAAUGGUGGUAAGAUCUUAGUUUGGUCAUAGCUAGCAUCUUAAAUUACAAUACCAUUUCGUGGUUUAAUCUUGAGAUUUCUUAGCCUUGAUGUAAUCACGCGAUAAUUG